UCAGAUGAAAGAAUGUAUUUAAGUAUAAAAAAUGGAAUUGUAGGAUUUCUACGUGUUCUCACAAAUCCGAAACGAGCGUACUCUAUUCCUGCAUUACAGAGCUGUAGAAAUUCCAAGGGUAUCCUAGUGAAGACGAAUAAGCAGAACAAGUUGUUUGAAGAGUUCUACAAGAAGCAGAAGAUCUGCGAGGAUCAUGAGUUUAACACGUUCCUUGAUGUAUGCAGAUCUGGACUACCAGCUGCAUUCCGUGUUAUUUUGUCCAAACCUGAAGCUACGAGAAUUCUAACAAAACUAAGGUCUGGAUAUUUUACUGCAGCUGGAGUUGAACCUGUAACCUGGUAUCCAGAUAAUAAUACUUGGAAGUUUAAUAUCUCAAGGUAGGUCAGAGGUCGGAUUUAAUA
Molecule: messenger RNA, 401 nt
Organism: Eurytemora carolleeae
Lineage: Eukaryota; Metazoa; Arthropoda; Copepoda; Calanoida; Temoridae
Product: tRNA (cytosine(34)-C(5))-methyltransferase
Exons: 4
Coding region: 13-381 (122 amino acids)
Biological process (GO): RNA methylation
Molecular function (GO): methyltransferase activity
Source: RefSeq, a predicted model, not a curated record